Messenger RNA from Lathyrus oleraceus (garden pea), 1371 nucleotides. RefSeq lists its product as uncharacterized. NCBI's taxonomy places the organism in Eukaryota, Viridiplantae, Streptophyta, Magnoliopsida, Fabales, Fabaceae. The record is from RefSeq and is a predicted model, not a curated record. The coding region runs from base 1 to 1371 and encodes 456 amino acids. The transcript is spliced from 2 exons. Gene Ontology annotation, molecular function: nucleic acid binding.
AUGCCCGUAACGGUUCCUUCUACUACACCUGCUGUUCCUUUACCUCCAACAAAUCCAACCAGUUCACCGGUUCCGGUCUUCAAUCCAGCUACAACACCUUCAACUGUUCCAGGUGCGCUAGCCAGAAUACUCCUGCCCAACUCCCAACCAACUAGCCUAACCUCAACUGCAGCACACCACUACCUUUGCUUUAGACCCUCAGAUACACCAACCAUUGUAGCGGUUCCUUCCACAAAUCCUGUCACGAUUUCCCCUACAAAUCCAGCUGCAAUGCCCGUAACGGUUCCUUCUACUACACCUGUUGUUCCUUUACCUCCAACAAAUCCAACCAGUUCACCGGUUCCGGUCUUCAAUCCAGCUACAACACCUUCAACUGUUCCAGGUGCGCAACCAGUAACCAACCCUGUAACGUCUUAUCCACCUCCAUCGGGAAGUGUUCCUGUUCCUGUCAUAAACCCUCCUUCAAACACAAAUGCUCCUUCUGUUCAGGGACAGAGUUGGUGUGUGGCGAAAGCAGGUGCUCCACAAGCCUCCCUUCAAUCAGCACUGGAUUAUGCUUGUGGAAUGGGUGCUGAUUGUUCUCAGAUAGAGCAGGGUGGGAGUUGUUUCAGUCCAGUCACUUUGCAGAGUCAUGUUUCUUUUGCUUUCAAUAGUUACUAUCAAAAGAAUCCAGCUCCAACAAGUUGCGACUUUGGAGGCGCUGCCACCUUAAUUAACACAAAUCCAAAUUCUGGUUCUUGCAUUUUUCCAUCAUCAUCGUCGUCGUCAUCCUCGACGCCAACGAUAUCAUUCCCAACACCACCUACACAAUCAACUCCAACUGCAAUACCACCACCAAGUCCAAUAAAAACGGCACCAUCAAUUCAAACAGCUCCAUCAUCAAUUCCAACGGUUCCACCAACAUCUUCAGGAUCGAGAACAGGAACUUUCGGCUAUGGUACUCCGCCUUCAGUGUUAAAUUCAAGCAGCCCAGAUUCAGGUGCAAUGCCAGAUCUUGGAUCCGAUAGCCCUCCAGUUGUGAACACAACAUCUGCCUCACACCCUCGAGCUCUAAAAUCUUUUACUGGCUGCAUAAUUUUGAUGAUUCCAUUCGUCACUGCCAGACACAGCAUGCUGAUAAGCCAAGGAAAAAGAUAUCCCGCAGCGGAGAGUCCAAACAAAGCCCUGCGAAUCAUAUUUUACAAGGAUGAUGUAAGUGAAGGACAUUUUUAUCAAGUUUUACUCUAUGAGUUGGACGCAAUCCGGAAGGCAUGUGCUCCCUUAGAACCAAACUGUCAGCCUCCAGUAACUUUCAUCAUUGUACAAAAACGACACCAUACUCGGUUAUUUCCAAACAACCAUAGGGACAGUAAUUUCGUGUAUACCGAAUGA